Staurois parvus is the source of this 625-nucleotide messenger RNA. Lineage: Eukaryota; Metazoa; Chordata; Amphibia; Anura; Ranidae. The record is from the annotation of a GenBank genome assembly.
GCGGGGAGAGCAGGAAAGAUGGCGAGCCUGUGGAUGGGAGAUAUUGAUGAGUCGAUGAACGAAGCAUUCAUAACGCAGGCCUUCCAGGCUAUGGGGGAGUCGGUGCGCAACGUGAAGAUCAUACGCAAUCGGUUCACGGGGGGCUCUGGCUGGUUACUGUUUUGUGGAAUUCUCCGACCAAUCUGCAGCUUCGCGAUGUCUGAUGAACAUCAACGGGAAGGCCAUCUCCGGAACCAAUCCUCCCAAGAGGUUCAAGCUGAAGCAUGCGCUCUACACAAAGCCGGCAGCUGAAUCCAGCCCCAACCCAGCAGUAAGGAACCCGGCGGCAGAGUACGUUCAGGCCUUCAAUUACUACACCCAACAGUUCCAGCAAAUGCUUUCCAACUGGAAGUACGACCCUAAAAGUAACGCUUACAGCUAUCAGCAGUACGGCUACACGGCCAACGCCUGGCAGUCCCCAGAAGAAAUCGGCGAGGAGUCACUAGAAGAUCCCAUCCCCGAGCUGGACGUGAACGAGGCCAACAACGAGUUCAUGGCACAGAGUGAGGAGCUGUACGAGGCUUUGAUGGACAGCCACUGGCAGCCGCUGGACACCGUCAUGUCCAAGGUCCCCUCGGAAGUGUGA